Molecule: messenger RNA, 467 nt
Organism: Serpula lacrymans var. lacrymans S7.9
Lineage: Eukaryota; Fungi; Basidiomycota; Agaricomycetes; Boletales; Serpulaceae
Exons: 2
Source: RefSeq, a predicted model, not a curated record
AGUCAGGAAAGAAUACGAAUCAGAACGAUGGAUGGAUCAUGAAAAAGAAUCGAAGAAUGACGAUAGUUCCGAUGAGCGAUGAGCAACUCUGAGAGACUCAUUUCGCUUUCGCUUUUCUUCAUUUCUUCGAUGGCGCUCAUGGAUAAAUAAGGUGACGAUGAUGGCAUGAGCUCACGAACCAGAGCUUGAAUGAUGCACAUGAGUCAUCGUUGUUCUUGUUUGAACCCUGUAUGGCAUGAAUAUAUACUAGUGCAACAUUGUAUGGGCGUCUGAUGAUCUAAAGAUGGCUGACCAGCGACCAGCUUUGAGAGACCCAUUUCGCUUCGACUUUCCUUCGUUUAAACUCGCGAACCAUAGCUUAAUUGAUGCGCGUGUUCAUGAGUCACCGCUGCUCUCCUUUGAGCCCCGUAAGGAAGGAUUGUAUGGCAAUGGCCAGUAGAACAAUGAGCGUCUGUUGGUCUAUUGUA